Molecule: messenger RNA, 2889 nt
Organism: Ectocarpus siliculosus
Lineage: Eukaryota; Phaeophyceae; Ectocarpales; Ectocarpaceae
Source: the annotation of a GenBank genome assembly
AUGUGUUUCCGAACACAAAACCCGGGUGAUCUUCGUACUGCCGUUCGGAGUGCGGAAAAUCCAACCAAGUUUGACCACUUCUGCUCCACCUGUUGGCGAUCCGAGGAGCAGCUCGAGCGCCGAGGAGCUCACAACAGUCACGGUACUCUGGAAGAUCGCGCAGCAAGCCAGGCAACGGGAGGCGGUGGUGGUGGCAGCAGUGCAGCUGCCGCUACCGGCAAUUCGAAAGGGAAGGGGCCCGCCGCGAGGCACCCCUCACCCGCAGCGGUGGCUGCGGCAUUUAGAGAGAAGUUCCCGCAAGCACCAUUAUGUACACCUGUAGAAGGUGUUGAGGCUCGUGCGCGUGUAGCGAUGCACCCAACGGCAGCGACGGCGGCGAUGAGCAGAGCAGCGACGGACGGGGGAGCGGAUAUGGGCGAGCUCCUGCGAGAGGCGGCCAUGGCGGCCUUCGCUACCAUCCACGUGGCCGUCGCUCUCUAUGUGCACGAGGUGAAGACCAACGGAGGAGAAGUGGGAGUCAGGAUGAUUUGCCCAUCGUGCUUGACGAACGAGUUUGUUGAGACUCCAGGAGUGUCGGGGAAUGGCUUCCCCUCCGUGUCUAGUCAGAAGAUACGAGUGGCACACGACAUCCACGGAGUAGUAGUCCACGUCUUCGGGAAGUAUCGGUGUAAGAACCCAGCGUGCGCUUUGAAUGUCCGGAGUGCUCGUAAAUCGGCAGAGAAGGCCGAAAAGAACGGGGGACCGAAGGCUAGCGAGAUCGUGUGGGACGAUGCUGCCGUUACGUCGCACUGCAAGAAUGGCGUCGCGUUCAACACAAUGGAUACUAGGUACAUGCAGUUGCUUCCUGCUGCGGUGGUGGCUAAACUACCGUACCGCUUCUUCAAGCAAAACAUCACGUCAGAAAGGCUGUUGGACAUGGUUUCCGCAACGGAGGGCGAUACGCCGGGUUUCCACCGGCUGCUAGUGGCACGCGACCAGGGACAAGAGCUGAGAGAUAUGCAGAGGUACAUCCGAUUCGCGGAGGAGGAGCAGGCUAGGGAGAGACGGAGUCGACUUGACGGGGAGUUCACCAAGUGGCCAGGAUGGAGAUUCAACCGCGGGACAUUGAUAUCGACACCGUCCGUCGCCGUCUUGAACACCAUCAACAAGGCUGCCCAUCUGCAGGACAGAGACCACAUGCUACGCGAGCUGAUUGCCCAGGUAGCGGGGGAGUUCGUCAACUCAGACGGAACAUUUCGCGCCGCCGGGAAGGUUAUGGAUGAGGCCCAGUGCCUGUAUUUCCUGAUGGGGGAGGAUGCCAAGAUUCUAGGGUACGGAGCCGUCAAGUCAGAGAGCGAGGAGGAGCUCACCCUUCUCUUCCAGAGGUACGCGGACAGGCGGAGGAAGAAGGGGACGUUGCAUGCUCUGCGGUGGCUCUACGACGAUCGCUGUUGCAGAGGUUGUAAAGACGUGACAAAGUACUAUGGGGUCCAAAUCUUCCCCCACGUGGAGCGCGCUCCACUUGCCGAUUCGUUCCACGCAACCCAGAAUCUGGCGGGUGCAACCACUUCGAAGUCGCACGAGCGAAGGGGAGUGUAUGCGAGGGGGGUGGGAGGAUCUGUCCGCAGCAAAUACAAGCCCGACGUAGACGCCGUAGUCGAGUACUUGAUGCGGGAAAACAAGAGGAUGACAAGGGCGGAGGCUGAGCGUAAGGCAAAAUCCAAGUCUAUGAGUCGGUAUGUCCGUACGGUUUCUCGUCCGAUAGAAGAGACGAUAGCUGAGGUUAGCGAGGUGGUGCGCUUGCACGCAAGGCUGGACGCGGAAGGACGGGAGAGGGGCGAGCUGCCGCUGCUGCAACCCGAGUUGCCGCCGGGGAAGAGAGGACCGCGUGGCGCACAGGCAGAGCUGAAUAGCCUCAUCUCUUGCCUCCGAAAGGGAUGCGGGCAAGACCCGUUGCCCGUGGAUAAAAUGUACCUCCACGUUGGCACGGGGAAGAAGACGAAGCUCAAGCGGUACGUCAAGAAAGGAGGCACUGCCAAGAACGAGUCGUUCCACCGUAGCCUGAACGCAAUGACUUCGAGCGUUUCUCGGCUCGGGCCGGGCGUCUGCGAUCAGCGACUGCUGCAACUCGUUUACCGCUUCAACCUCGACAAAGACCGCAAGCUCGGCCGUGCAAGCAAGCACUCCACUUUGUGGGUUUGGAGGGAGCGGGACAUCAACGACGCAGCGAGAAAGUGCCUCGUCGCCGAACCUUUCCCGAAAGCGGGGCCCCGCCCGGAUGUGCAGCAAGAGGACUUGGACGCCGAGCCGAUGGGUUUUGAGUACGCCAAACGUCUGAGGGAAGACCGCUUGGGAGCCUGCCGACAAGCUGCCAUGCAUAUGGUCGGAGUCGGCAGUGGGGCACCGGUGCCGGAAUCUGGUGUGAACAGUCCACCUCUGCGGUUGGCCACGGUACCAGAAACAGCGGUUCAGGGGGGGAGAGAUGCGGGAGGUGGUGAAGGGAGUGGAGCUGGCGCCUCUGGGGUUCACGGUCAGGAUUCCGGGGCGGGUAGUGCUGCAGGUUCUCGGGCGAGUGGUGCUGGGCGGACGAGCGGUGCUUCGAUCGCUGGGGUUGGAGCUCAGGGGUCUGGGGCGGGUAUUGCUGCGGGUGCUCGAGCGAGUAGUGCUGGAAUUGGAGCUCAGGAGUCUGGGGCAGGUAGUGCUGAUGGUGGUCGGGCGAGCAGUGAUACGGCCGAGCACGGCGCCGCCGGGGAGGGCGCCACCGGAAGAGCUUCGGAAAAUCUGGGCGGGGCAAGGAGAAGACCUAUGCGAAAGAAUACGUCGAGGGGCAGCGGUGCUUCACUCCUCAAACCGAAGCAGUGGUGGCUUGCUGGUCUCAGGCGGUGGCUGAAACCAUUGGAGAGGGUGUAA